AUGUUCACCAACUGGCUGACGGGCAGCAGCACGGCGGCCACGCGUUCCGCCUCCUCGACCUCGGGUAUCGGCGGAGCCGGAAGCGGGGCACCGGGCGGAGUGAGUGCCUCCGCCCUGGUGAUGAGCUCGCCGCCGGAUGUCAUCCUCGAGGUGGGCCCGGCGCCCGGCAGUGUGCGCUUCGUGGCCCACUCGCUGGUGCUGGGCAUGCACAGUGGCUACCUCAGGUCCGCCAUCCGCUUGGAUGACGCCUCGGGCGCCUCGUCGGUGGUGCCGGCACCCAAUCUCACAGCGAACUCCUCGUCGGCCACGACGGCAACGGGCGAACUGCUCCUGUAUCUCAGCAAUGUGACGGCCGAUCAGUUUGCUCCGCUGCUCACGUACAUGUACACGGGAUAUCUGGACCUGACCGUCGACAACAUCUUCGCCGUGCUGCUGGCCACCCAUGUCCUGCACAUGCCGAGGGCUCUGGAAAUCUGCCGCUCCUUUUUGGCGCGCGCCCAAACGGAGGGCUAUCUGAAUGGCAAUCCCGCCCAGCUUUGCCCAGUUCCCGGCCUUCAGGCAGCCGCCAAGGUCAUCCGGCCCAUACCCAGCAAGGCCACCAUGCCGAAUUUCGGCUUUCUGCCCAUGCCACAGGCCCAGCCAAGUGCUCAUCCGCCACCGCCGCCACCUCAGCCGGCUGCCACUCCAGCCUCCCUGAGCUCCUUCGCCGGCUCCACUUCGCUGCUGGAUAGCGAACACGCGACCCGGAUGCAGGAUGCCGACGAAGAGGACGAGGAUGUGGAGGUGUUCAUAGACAGCAACACGGCGACGGAUAACGAGGCCGAUGCCGAGCCGGACGUGGACAUGGACUGCAACGUGUCGGUGGUGAGUUCCCUGGCCGGCAGCAGCGCCGGCAGCCUGAACAUCGAGCGGCUGGAUGUGAAGCCGCCAACGCCUCCGGUGCCCAUAGUUGCGCCACCCAAAAUCCAAUCCCAAAGCGUCCAGCCCAAGAUCUCGAGUUCCAAGAGGGAAACCGCAAAGGGUGGUAGAGGUAACAAAACCAGAUCGAGGAAAUCCAGUGGCCUGCAGGUGGCCAAGGCUCCUGUGCCGGCGGCCCAACUGGAAAUGGCCAGUGCCCCCACACCCAUAACGCCCUCGAAGUUCAUCAUCGAUGUGGCCAGCUGCGAUGGACCAGUGAGAUUUCGCCGGAUACUCAACACAGCCUACGGCCACAAGCCUGAAAGCCUAGAAUCGGGUUCCUUGGGUGGCAGCGGUGGGGGAGGAGGAGGAGCAGCAGCUGGAGGAUCUUCUUCAGCGGUGGAGCAGCAUCGCAGCCAGCAGAGCGUGAGCUACUCCUUCCACCAGCAAAUGGCCAGGGCCAUCAGCAGUCAGCAGCGCCAGUUGAGCCACCAGCAGCAGGAGGAGAGCGAGAAUAGUGGCGAUGCCAUCGGCCCAAAGCCACAGGCAACAGGAGCAACUGCAUCAUCAUCAUCAUCAACAUCGGCAAGCAGCAGAAAAGCACAGGCAGCGGGCUCCUCGGCUACCUCAGCCAGUGGUUCCGGCGCCCACCAGGAGCUCUAUGUCUGCGUCUACUGCAAGCACACCUUCAAAUCCCAGUACUGCUAUCAGAAGCAUGCCAAGCGGCACCUGAAUCCCUUGAGUUUGACCACGGCGGAUAAGAAACUGCUGGCGGAACCGACUAGUUUGCUGGCCAGCAGUGGCAACCCGGAUGCGGAUAACCAGCCGGGUCAGCGGGCAACAACGGCAGCGGAGAGAAGUGGGGCAGCUGGAGGAGCAGCAUCUGCCCUGUUGCGUCGCGAGGUGCGACCCUUGGACAUGAAUGUGCAGUACUAUCCCUGCAAGACGUGCGGCAGCAAGUUCCCCAGCUACUAUUUCGUGCACAAGCAUCGGAAAAUGUGCCAUGCGGAUGAGAUCGAAGCCACUGCCACCAGCAACACGAGCAACAACAGCAGCAGCAACACCAGCAGCAGCAGCAGCAACAGCAACAGCAGCACCAGCAACACGAAGCGCGAUGCAGCAGCAGCAGCUGCAGCAGCAACAGCUGCCGAUGAUCAGCAGCAACACCAGCAACACUCCUAAGAUACUAUAUAU
Molecule: messenger RNA, 2091 nt
Organism: Drosophila biarmipes
Lineage: Eukaryota; Metazoa; Arthropoda; Insecta; Diptera; Drosophilidae
Exons: 2
Coding region: 1-2079 (692 amino acids)
Biological process (GO): regulation of transcription by RNA polymerase II
Molecular function (GO): protein binding; RNA polymerase II cis-regulatory region sequence-specific DNA binding; DNA-binding transcription factor activity, RNA polymerase II-specific
Source: RefSeq, a predicted model, not a curated record